Magnolia sinica is the source of this 1689-nucleotide messenger RNA. RefSeq names its product cytochrome P450 81Q32-like. The record is from RefSeq and is a predicted model, not a curated record. Lineage: Eukaryota; Viridiplantae; Streptophyta; Magnoliopsida; Magnoliales; Magnoliaceae. Bases 18 to 1568 code for a protein of 516 amino acids. The transcript has 2 exons. Gene Ontology annotation, molecular function: iron ion binding; oxidoreductase activity, acting on paired donors, with incorporation or reduction of molecular oxygen; monooxygenase activity.
CACGAAAAAAAUUAAAAAUGGAUAUCUUCUUAUCAAUUUUAGCUCUCAUUUUCUUCUUCGUCUUCUUCUCAAUUUCCAAGCGCUUACUCCAGAGUCACAAGAACCUUCCACCAUCACCUCCUUCCCUCCCCAUCCUCGGCCAUCUCCAUCUCCUCAAGAAACCCCUCCACCGCUCUCUCUCAACCCUCUCAAACCGCUACGGCCCCAUCCUCUCCCUUCGUUUCGGCUCCCGCCCCGUCCUCGUCAUUUCCUCCGCUUCCUUGGCUGAGGAAUGCCUCUCCAAGAACGAUAUCAUCUUCGCCAACCGCCCCCGCCUCCUUGCCGGCAAGCACAUCGGUUACAACUACUCCGCCAUUGGGUUUGCUUCCUACAGCCCCCACUGGCGCAACCUCCGCCGCAUCGCCACCGUCGAGAUCCUCUCCUCGAAUCGCAUCCAGAUGUUCUCUGCCGUCCGAAUCCAGGAGGUACGGUCCCUAGUGAAAGACCUGUUCCGGGAUUCGGAAUCGGGGAAAUCAGUGGUGGAAUUGAAGUCGAAAUUCUCGGAGCUGACUUUCAAUGUGAUGAUGGGGAUGAUCGCUGGGAAGCGGUAUUACGGGGAUAAUGUGGUUGAUUUGAAGGAGGCGAAGUGGUUUCGGGAGAUUGUGAAGGAAGCGAUGGUGUUGAGCGAAGCGUCGAAUUUUGGGGAUUUCGUGCCAGUUUUGGGUUGGAUGGAUUUGGGAGGGGUGGAGAAGAGGAUGGUGAGAAUGGCUAAAGAUAGAAAUGAGUUAUUUCAGGCUCUGAUCAACGAGCAUCAAAGGAAGAAGAAGAAGGUCGAUUUCUCUUCCUCAAUGGAAGUAGAAAUUGAUGAGGAAAAGAAGAAGAAGAAGAAGACGUUCAUAGAUGUUCUGCUGUCGUUGCAAGAAACAGAGCCUGAGUACUACACUGAUCAGAUCAUCAAAGGGUUGCUAUCGGCACUACUGGCUGCCGGAACGGACACGUCAGCUCUAACCACGGAAUGGGCCAUGUCACUUCUACUGAAUCAUCCAGAUGUGCUGGAGAAAGCUAAAGUUGAGCUGGACAUGCAUGUCGGACCUCGUUUGUUAGACGAAUCGGAUCUCGCCAAGCUUCCAUACCUCCAUUGCAUCAUCAACGAGACUCUCCGAUUGUAUCCGGUGGCCCCACUUCUAGUGCCUCAUGAGUCAUCUGAAGAGUCCAUUGUUGGAGGUUUCAACGUGGCACGUGGCACGAUGCUAUUGGUCAAUGUGUGGGCUAUUCACAGAGAUCCUGAGCUAUGGGAAGACCCCACCGAUUUCAAGCCAGAGCGGUUUCAAGGCCCACAAAUAGCAAAGGAAAGCUUGAAGUUGAUCCCAUUUGGGCAUGGAAGGAGGGCGUGUCCGGGUGCAAGCCUCGCGGUGCGGAUGGUUGGCCUGGCAUUGGGGACCUUGAUCCAAUGCUUUGAGUGGGAACGAGUGGGAGAGGAGAAGAUAGACAUGACUGAAGGGCCUGGGCUCACAAUGCCUAAGGCCCAGCCUUUGAAGGCAGUGUACAAACCACGCCACACUAUGUUCAACCUGCUUUCUCAGCUCUGAAUGUCGUACAUGGCUUUGAGUCCGUUUGGCAUAUGUUUGCUUUGGAUGGUAUAGCCUGGAUAUGGUCAUUUCAUAAAGAUUACAGUUGUAAUGACAAUAUAUAUCUCUUCUUCGGCAGCAA